AUCCAAUUCCAACCCAGCAGAAUUCCGACUGGGGAUCUGGGAUCAUUAUUAUUAUUUUUUAUUUUCUUUAAACAAAAAGAAAAGAAAUUAAAAAAAUAAGUUUAAGACAAGAAAGGAGGAGGAGAGGAAGUGACGGAAGCUUGGAAUGAGAGGAUCUAACGGAAACUAGUGGAGUCUAAUCGACGCCGUUUGGUUGCAGCGAAAGAAGAAGAGCGAAGAGCGAAGGGAAGGAGGGAUGCUGAAAUUCUUGAAGGGAGUGGUGGGCGGAUCGGGGACUGGACCCAAAGAUCUGCCCUACAACAUCGGCGAUCCUUACCCCUGUGCUUGGGGCUCUUGGACUCACUUCCGAGGCACCUCCAAGGACGAUGGGUCUCCGGUUUCCAUAUUCUCUAUAUCUGGAAGUAAUGCUCAGGAUGGCCAUUUGGCCGCUGCUCGCAAUGGCGUCAAGCGUCUCCGCACUGUCAGACACCCAAACAUCUUAUCAUUUCUUCACAGUAUUGAGGCUGAAACUGUGGAUGCUUCUUCUGCCACCAAGCAAAUUAUCUAUAUCGUUACCGAGCCUGUUAUGCCCCUCUCUGAUAAGAUCAAGGAGCUCAAUUUACAAGGUAUCCAAAGGGAUGAGUAUUUCGCAUGCGGACUGCACCAGAUAGCGAAGGCUGUCAGUUUCUUGAAUAAUGAUUGUAAACUUGUUCAUGCCAACGUUUGCUUGGCCAGUGUCGUUGUAACUCAAACUUUGGACUGGAAGCUACAUGCUUUUGAUGUACUAUCUGAGUUUGAUGGCGGCAAUGAGGCUUCUGCCGGACAAAUGCUGCAAUUUGCCUGGCUUGUUGGACCACAAUACAAACCCAUGGAGUUACUUAAGUCUGAUUGGGCUGCAAUCAGAAAGUCUCCACCAUGGGCUAUUGAUUCUUGGGGCUUGGGCUGCCUUAUAUACGAGCUCUUCUCCGGUCUGAAAUUAAGCAAAACAGAGGAACUACGCAACACGGCUUCUAUUCCAAAGUCUCUGCUUCCAGAUUAUCAGCGGCUCUUGAGUUCCACGCCUUCUCGUAGGUUGAAUACAUCGAAGCUUGUAGAAAAUAGUGAAUAUUUUCAAAAUAAGCUAGUGGAUACAAUACAUUUCAUGGAAAUUCUAAAUCUGAAAGAUAGUGUUGAGAAGGAUACCUUCUUCCGCAAGCUUCCAAAUUUAGCGGAGCAGCUACCUCGCCAGAUUGUGCUGAAAAAGUUGCUUCCUUUAUUGGCUUCUGCCCUUGAAUUUGGUUCAGCUGCUGCACCUGCUUUGACGGCUUUGUUGAAAAUGGGUUCCUGGCUUUCAACCGAAGAAUUCAGUGUGAAGGUGCUGCCAACAAUUGUGAAGCUGUUUGCUUCCAAUGACCGAGCUAUUCGAGUUGGACUUUUGCAACAUAUUGAUCAGUUUGGAGAAUCAUUAUCAGCACAAAUUGUUGAUGAGCAAGUUUACCCCCACGUUGCUACUGGGUUCACUGACACAUCUGCUUUUCUCCGGGAACUGACUUUGAAGUCGAUGCUUGUUCUAGCUCCUAAGCUUUCUCAACGCACCAUUUCAGGGUCCUUGUUGAAGUAUCUUUCAAAGUUACAGGUUGAUGAAGAACCAGCAAUUAGAACGAACACCACUAUAUUACUAGGGAACAUUGCAUCCCACCUGAAUGAUGGGACAAGGAAAAGAGUGUUGAUUAAUGCUUUUACUGCCCGUGCAUUACGUGAUACUUUCUCACCUGCCCGAGGAGCAGGUAUAAUGGCUUUGUGUGCUACCAGUUCUUAUUAUGAUAUCACUGAGAUUGCAACUCGGAUUCUCCCAAAUGUUGUUAUUCUUACCAUUGAUCCUGAUAAUGAUGUUCGAUCAAAGGCAUUUCAAGCAGUUGAUCAAUUUUUACAAAUAGUGAAGCAAUCCUAUGAAAAGACUGAUGCAGGAGAUACUGCCGGUGUUGGAAUCUCAUCACUACCAGGAAAUGCUAGUUUACUGGGAUGGGCAAUGAGCUCCUUGACUCUCAAGGGUAAACCUUCUGAACAAGCUCCACUUGCUCCUGUAAAUACCAGUGCAUCUCUUACUAAAACAACUUCUAAUGCAAGCUCAGUGGUGGAUACUCCAAGCACGGCGCCUGCCCACAUAAGUUCGACAACAGAUUUUGCCGAUCAACGUAUACCUGAUUCCCCAACAUCUACAGAUGGCUGGGGAGAACUUGAAAAUGGAACCCACGAAGAGAAUGAAAGUGACAAGGAUGGGUGGGAUGAUGUUGAACCCCUGGAAGAGCCAAAACCAUCUCCUGUUCUUGCGAGUAUUCAAGCAGCUCAAAAGCGGCCGGUCUCACAAGCUGCUUUGCAGCCUAAACAAGCAACAAGUUUGAGAUCGAAAAACACAGCCAAGGCACCAAGAACAAACGAAGAUGAUGAUUCAUGGGGCUCGAUUGCCGCCCCUGCACCAAGAACAGUUUCAAAACCAAUGAAUGUGAAAGCAAGUGCAGCAGUUGAUGAUGAUGAUCCAUGGGCUGCGAUUGCCGCUCCCCCACCCUCUACCAAGGCAAAGCCUCUAUCAGUAGCCAAAGGCCGAGGAGCGAAACCUGCUGCUCCAAAAUUGGGCGCACAGAGGAUAAACCGGACGCCUUCGUCGGGGGUGUAAAUUACACAAAAUACGGAGAGAAGAUUUUGGUGGCUGGUGUUCAUGUUAUCAUUGGUGCCAACUCGUAUUAAUUGAUUUGUAAUGAUAUUCACUUGAUUGUUUUGGUUUUACAGCUGCCAUUCUGUUUAGGAUGGAGGUGCACCUACUCCUACUACUAGUUGCAGGGGAAGUUAAACUAAACUGGCUAUCAAUUUUUGGGCCUGUAAAGCAAAUUGGUGACGUGUAAUUUAUCACAUUCUUCUUUGUAGUCAAAAUGCUUAGGGGAAGUUUUCUACCCAUAUCACA
Molecule: messenger RNA, 2917 nt
Organism: Pyrus x bretschneideri (Chinese white pear)
Lineage: Eukaryota; Viridiplantae; Streptophyta; Magnoliopsida; Rosales; Rosaceae
Product: probable inactive serine/threonine-protein kinase scy1
Biological process (GO): protein phosphorylation
Molecular function (GO): protein kinase activity; ATP binding
Source: RefSeq, a predicted model, not a curated record